AUGGCACCGGGAAUAACAUUUCUUGCUAUUCUCUGUACAGUCGCCGUUUUUCUUCCAUGGACUCUGGAUGUCGGAGAAGGCUACCAAAUGACAACAGAGCCAACUGAAAAUACAGACACAUUUGUAACUACAAAACCCAAUGUAAAUACACAACCUUAUGUAACUACAAAAUCCAGUGUAACAACAGAACCCAGAGUAACUACAGAACCCAAUGAAGCUACAGAACCCAAUGUAAGUGCAGAACCCAAUGAACCUACAAUACCCAAUGUAACUACAGAGCCCACUAUAACUACGGAACUCAAAGUAACUACAGAACCCAUGACAACUACAGAACCCAUGGUAACUGCAGAAUCAAUGGUAACUACAGGACAAAAUGUAACUACUGAAUCAAUGGCAACUACAGGAUACAAUGUAACUACAGAACCCAUGGUAACUACAGGACACAAUGUAACUACAGAAUCCAUGGUGACUACAGGACACAAUGUAACUACAGAACCCAUGGUAACUACAGGACACAAUGUAACUACAGAACCCAUGGUAACUACAGGACACAAUGUAACUACAGAACCCAUGGUAACUACAGGACACAAUGUAACUACAGAAUCAAUGGUAACUACAGCACACAAUGUAACUACAGGACACAAUGUAACUACAGAACCCAUGGUAACUACAGGACACAAUGUAACUACAGAACCCAUGGUAACUACAGGACACAAUGUAACUACAGAACCCAUGGUGACUACAGGACACAAUGUAACUACAGAAUCCAUGGUAACUACAGGACACAAUGUAACUACAGAACACAAUGUAACUACAGAACCCAUGGUAACUACAGGACACAAUGUAACUACAGAAUCAAUGGUAACUACAGCACACAAUGUAACUACAGGACACAAUGUAACUACAGAACCCAUGGUAACUACAGGACACAAUGUAACUACAGAACCCAUGGUAACUACAGGACACAAUGUAACUACAGAACACAUGAACAUGUAA
Messenger RNA from Saccoglossus kowalevskii, 996 nucleotides. RefSeq lists its product as uncharacterized. The record is from RefSeq and is a predicted model, not a curated record. NCBI's taxonomy places the organism in Eukaryota, Metazoa, Hemichordata, Enteropneusta, Harrimaniidae.